Triticum aestivum (bread wheat) is the source of this 3420-nucleotide messenger RNA. RefSeq names its product protein RETICULATA-RELATED 5, chloroplastic. The record is from RefSeq and is a predicted model, not a curated record. Gene Ontology annotation, molecular function: phosphatidylinositol binding. NCBI's taxonomy places the organism in Eukaryota, Viridiplantae, Streptophyta, Magnoliopsida, Poales, Poaceae.
CUACUUCUCCUACCUCGUCACCACGCGCCUCGCCGACGGCGCCGCCGAGGUCCGCGUGCGCCGCCGCUUCCGCGACGUCGUCGCCCUCGCCGACCGCCUCGCCGCGGCCCACCGCGGCCUCUUCGUGCCCGCCCGCCCCGACAAGAGCCUCGUCGAGGGCCAGGUCAUGCAGCGCCACGACUUCGUCAGCCAGCGCUGCACCGCGCUACAGCGCUACCUCCGCCGCCUCGCCGCCCACCCCGUCGUCGGCCGCAGCCCUGACCUCCGCACCUUCCUUACCGAGCCGGGGGCCAUUGCCGCCUUCCAAGGCGAGGCGCCGCGGCACUGGACUACCACGGUGAAUGCUGCCAUCCCGACGGUCCCGGCCAAAGCUGGGAGGGACUUGUUUGGGAUGUUCAAGGAUUUGAAACAGACCGUCGUCAAUGGGUUGGUCGCAACCAAGCCACCUCCUGUGGAGGAGGAGACUGAUACAGAAUUCCUGUCGCACAAGUCCAGGCUCGAGGACUUGCAACAGCAGCUCACCACGACGUCUCAACAGGCGGAAUCACUUGUUAAAGCUCAGGAUGAUCUUCGAACAACUACAGCUCAUUUGGGAAUGACAUUGAUUAAACUGGCAAAAUUUGAAAGGGAGCAGGCAACAUGUAAUUCCGAGAGAAGACGAGCUGGUGUUAUCCAACAUUUUGCAAAUUCUGUUGUCAAGUUCAGCAGAUCUCAGGCAAAAUUAAAUUCUGAAGUUGUACAACAGCUGGAUACUAUCCAUGAAUACUUGGAGACGAUGAUAUCUGUUAAUCAUGCAUUUACUGAUCGUUCAAACGCUUUACAACAUGUGCAAAGUCUGUCAGCAGAUCUGUUUUUCUUGCACACUAGGGCAGGAAGACUUGAAUCUGUAUCAUCAAGAGGUAUUGGGCAGGAAUGGACAAGGUACCAGAAGAUAGAGGGAUUGAAAGAAACAAUAAGCACAAGAGAAGGAGUGAAAAACCAAGCUCUUAGAGAAUAUGAGAGUAUUAAGGAAAAUAACAUGACUGAAAUUAAAAGAUUUGACAAGGAUAGGCGUCGGGAUCUUAUUGAGAUGCUGAAAGGAUUUGUUGUAAACCAGGUCUCAUAUUCGGACCAUUUUGCUAAUAUGUGGGGAAAGGUCGCAGAGGAAACUAAAGGCCGGGUGUGGGACAAGCUGGCGGCCGCCAGGGUCGUCUACCUCGGCGAGGCCGAGCUCGUGCCCGACCCCGACGACCGCGUCCUCGAGCUCGAGAUCGUCACCAAGCUCGCCGCCCGCUGCGCCGACGCCGAGAGGCGCAUGUCCCUCGCGCUCGAGGCAUUCCCCUGCGACCUCCAGCAGCAGCUAGACGACUUCAUGAGCGGAAGGAUUGAUGGCAGCAUCCUGAAGUUGUACACGUCGCACUGGCCAUCAGAGCGCUGGCAGGAGUAUGAACCUCUUCUAAAUUUCUGUCGUGAUAAUGGAAUUAAGCUUGUUGCUAGUGGAACCCCACUGCAGGUGAAAAGAACUGUCCAGGCAGAGGGGAUUGGAGGCCUUUCGAAAGCAGAAAGAAAGGAAUAUGCUCCUCCAGCAGGCUCUGGCUUCAUUUCUGGUUUUAGGUCUGGCCGGUCGUUCAUAGAGAAUAUUACAUCAACUCGUGACUCUCCUUUUGGUCCGAAUUCAUAUUUAUCAGCACAGGCAAGAGUAGUUGAUGAUUAUACCAUGUCUCAGAUAGUUAUGAAAGAACUUAAUGGUAGAGAUCCUCCAGGGCUGCUAAUUGUUGUGGCGGGUGCAAGCCAUCUUAUAUAUGGGUCACGAGGAACUGGUGUUCCUGCCAGAGUAUCUAAAAAGUUGCCGAAGAAAGGCCAAGUUGUGGUACUACUUGAUCCUGAAAGACAGAGUAUAAGGAGGGAAGGUCAAAUCCCAGUUGCUGACUUCUUAUGGUAUUCAGCGGCUAAAACUUGCACCAGAAAUUGCUUUGACCGUGCUGAAAUUGCUAGAGUUAUGAAUGCUGCUGGCAGGAGGCCUGAAGCUUUACCCCAGGAUCUUCAGAAAGGAAUAGAUCUUGGAGUUGUUUCUCCUGAGAUAUUGCAGAACUUCUUUGACCUCGACAAAAACCCUGUUAUGACUGAGCUAAUUCACCGAUUCCAAGGUUUCCGGGAAAGAUUGCUCGCAGACCCAAAAUUCCUCCAAAGAUUAGCAAUUGAAGAGGCUAUAUCAAUUUCAACCACUCUACUAGCACAGUAUGAAAGACGGAAAGGGCGAUUUUUUGAGGAAAUUGACUAUGUCCUCACCGAUACUAUUAGAGGGUCUGUCGUCGAUUUUUUUACAGUGUGGCUACCUGCUCCAACUAUUUCAGUGCUUUCUUUUACUGAUAAUGAUUCUGGUCAGAGCUUGGGCUUUGUCAGAGGCCUUUUGGGAUCAUUGCCAGAUAACGCGUUCCAAAAGAAUACCUUUGGUCAGAACUGGAAUAUGAACCAGAGGGUUGCCGCAGUAAUAGUUGGUGGUUUGAAACUUGCUGGUGUGGGGUUUAUUUCUAGUGUUGGGGCUGGAGUUUCCUCAGAUCUCCUGUAUGCUGCUCGAGGAGUGCUGAAACCUUCUGUGAGUGUGGGAGCAGGGCGAAAGAGAGCUCCUGUUUUGAAGUCGGCAGCUGUUUAUAGUUGCUUUCUUGGAACAUCAGCAAAUUUGCGGUAUCAGAUCAUUGCUGGCUUAUUGGAGCAUCGACUGGGAGAGAGCCUGGCAACUCAGUAUAAUCAGCCACUUCUUGCUGGUCUCUUGUCCUUUGUAGCAAGGACAGCCAACUCAUACUUGGGAACACAGCAAUGGGUUGAUCUUGCUCGGUACACUGGAAUACAGAAGAUUCAGGAACAGCUUCCUUCUGAUGAGGUCACCGCGCCACCUGAAACAUCCCAGUUAGAGGACGGUAGAACCGAUGUACAGAACCCGGAUGAGAGCAGCAGCAGCAGCAGCAAUGCGGACCGAUCGAGUGAUCCGACCAAGUGAUUUGGUCGCUUUCCGUGGGCUUCAAAGUCCACAACCAUAUAUGUAUAUAGGUUCAAGACAGCGAAAGGAAUCUUGUUGCUACGAUGCUGAGCCUCUCACUCUUUGAUCGGCCAGGAUGGACUAUUCAUACAAGAAAAAACAAUAAAUUACUGCAGUUAGCCAUUUUUUCUAGGGUAAAUAUACUCUUGUAGAUUGUACUUUGUACUCCCUCUGUAAAGAAAUAUAAGAGCAUUUAAAUCACUAUUUUAGUAGUCUAAACGCUUUUAUAUUUCUUUACAAUGGGAAUACAUAUGUAAGGAGAAGACGAUGAGUGUCUAGUGGAUUAAUUGGCAUCAGCAAUUACGGGUUUUGAGUUGUAUACUUAUAUACAUUUACGGGUUUGGCAUAGGCCUCUACCUGUUACACUCAAAUCUUUCUGCCUGCUAUAAAGCCAGCUUCCCUCG